This is a messenger RNA of Corylus avellana, 1372 nucleotides long. RefSeq names its product peroxisomal 2,4-dienoyl-CoA reductase [(3E)-enoyl-CoA-producing]. Gene Ontology annotation, biological process: fatty acid catabolic process. Gene Ontology annotation, molecular function: 2,4-dienoyl-CoA reductase (NADPH) activity. Gene Ontology annotation, cellular component: peroxisome. NCBI's taxonomy places the organism in Eukaryota, Viridiplantae, Streptophyta, Magnoliopsida, Fagales, Betulaceae. The record is from RefSeq and is a predicted model, not a curated record.
ACGGCAAGAGAAGUUCAGAACGCAAGGACAACAGAAAUGGCAUAAUAUUCCAAUUCGUAUCCGGCCGUUUCCUUUGUCUUGGGACAUUGAUUCAGACACCCAAUGGCAUUGUACGUUGUACGUUGUGGAGUAGAGUGAAGAAAGAUACAGAGACAGACACAUGGCAAUGGAGUCUCCCUUCAAGGCUGGCAUACUGAAGGGGAAGGUGGCGCUGUUGACAGGAGGAGGGUCAGGAAUCGGGUAUGAGAUAUCGUAUCAAUUGGGGAGACAUGGAGCCUCUAUUGCCAUCAUGGGCCGCCGUAGCCAAGUCCUUCAAGCUGCCGUUGACUCCCUUCGAUCUCAUGGAAUUCCUGCUAUUGGACUAGAGGGAGAUGUACGCAAAAGAGAAGACGCAGUUAGAGUUCUGGAAUCAACAAUUAAGCAUUUUGGCAGGCUUGACAUUCUUGUGAAUUCUGCAGCUGGCAAUUUCCUUGUAGCAGCAGAGGAUCUAUCUCCUAAUGGCUUCCGGACAGUAAUAGACAUAGAUUCUGUUGGCACUUUUACAAUGUGCCGUGAAGCACUCAAGUACCUCAAGAAAGGGGGACCAGGAAAAGACAUCUCUAAUGGUGGAACAAUCAUAAAUAUAAGUGCAACUUUGCAUUAUACAGCUACUUGGUAUCAAAUUCAUGUAUCUGCGGCCAAGGCAGCAGUUGAUAGCAUUACGAGAAGCUUGGCAUUGGAGUGGGGGACAGAUUACAACAUCAGAGUCAAUGGGAUUGCACCAGGACCCAUUGAAGACACUGCUGGUACUAGUAAACUAGGACCUGAGGAAAUGAUGAGCACUAGACAGCACAUGCCUUUAUUUAAACUGGGGGAGAAAUGGGAUAUUGCUAUGGCUGCUCUAUAUCUUGCAUCUGAUGCCGGAAAAUACAUCAACGGAACAACAUUGGUGGUUGAUGGAGGAGAAUGGCUGAGCAAACCCCGCCAUCUACCCAAAGAGGCGGUGAAGCAGCUGUCUCGAGCAGUGGAAAGGAGGUCCAGAGCUGCACUAGUUGGGGUUCCUAAGAGCAAGCUAUAACACUUCAAUUUGAUGAUAAGAUGGAUGAAACAAUUCUUUCGACAAUUACGACCACAAUUGCAUUUGUUCUUACUGUUGGGCUUGUAAUCUUAAAAGAUAUUAGAUCUAGGAGAGUAUUAUGUAGGGAACCUCAUGUUAAUCGAGAGUAUGAAAGAGGGAUUUAUAUAGAUAGUAUUCUUUAUGGAAGCAGACAAGAUUGUAUUGACCAAAUAAGAAUAAGUCCUAUAUCUUUCUUUGAAUUAUGUAAAAUUUUUGCUGAGAACAACCUUGUACGUGAGACCAUUCACAUGUCUAUUAAGGAACAAGUGUUGAUAU